This is a messenger RNA of Clonostachys byssicola, 492 nucleotides long. NCBI's taxonomy places the organism in Eukaryota, Fungi, Ascomycota, Sordariomycetes, Hypocreales, Bionectriaceae. The record is from the annotation of a GenBank genome assembly.
AUGUCUUCUCCAACCGACAGUGACAAGGCACCGACUACCAUCGACGUCGAGAAAUCACAUACCUUUGAUGGGCAAGGAACAGAGGAAGAUCCUUUUGUUGUAGAAUUCCUUAAAGAUGACCCGGAAAACCCCAUAAAUUGGGGAAAGUUUAGGAAGUGGUUGAUUACAACUAUUGUUACUCUGUCCGUCUUUGCAGUCACGUAUACCUCCUCGGCGUACUCUGUCUCUUCCCGGGAGAUCAUUGAAGAAUUCAACAUUAGCAAUGUGGUAUUCAUCAUCGGUGUUACUCUUUACGUGCUUGGUUUUGCAAUUGGCCCUGCACUAUGGGGUCCCUUGCUUUACGGACGACAAAUUCUUUGGAUAAUAUCCCACAUUGCCAUGGUGGGAUUUAUUGGAGGCUCUGCUGGAAGCAAAAAUAUCCAAACGCUCCUCAUUCUGAGAUUCUUCGGUGGCACAUUUGGAGGCUCACCUCUGACCCGGAUUGUGGAAUAG